AUGUUCUCCUCAGUUCAUCUCCUGCUUCUGGCUCUUGCCGCAUCGACUGGAUUGGCCGCCUACUCGUCGGAUCAAUGCGUUUGUUCGGAUUUGAAGCCAUGCUUGGACAAGGUCAAAGCCACUGUGCCCAAAUGUACGGAUUACUGCUCAGUAAGUUGAUUUUAUUGUUGUUUUUCGGUUUUUAGGUAUGAUGGAAUGGAAAGAGAGGUUUUGAGAAUGGGCUUUUGGUAGUUUUAGAUAAAUUAGGGGUUUUUCUUUGUUUUUCAAUAGUUUUUGGUGUGGUUUUGUGCUAGAUUUUAGAGGUUUUACAUUGUUUUAGUUUAUAUAGGUAGGAUAAUAUAGGAAAGAUUCUUUUUUGUGGACUUUUUAAAUUUUAUAGUUAAACUAGGGACUUUUAUUUUACUUUUACAAGUUUGGCGUUUGUUUUUAUUUGAUCAAGGGAUUUUAUAUUGUUGUAGACAUCGAACGAUUUUUUUGGUAAUAGCUGUUUAAAACAAUAUUUUUGCUCAAAAUUAUCCUUUCCUAUUGGCUUCUUUGAUAUAUAAGAAGCAUAAGUAGGUAGUUGAGGGGUUUUUAAACUUUAAUGUAAUUAGUUUACAUCUACUUUUAAGUUUUUAUGAUUAAUUUUUGCUGAGGUACAUUAAUUUUUGAAGCUUGAUGUCUAAAACGAUACGUUUUGGUUUGAAUUCGUAUGGUUUAUGACGUUUCGAGUUUUAUAAUAGUUAUAUAAGAUAUAUGAGUAGUUUUUGGAGUAAGGUUUACUGAGGUAAAGGUCUGAUUUUUGUAGGUAUAGAGAAAAAUUUCAAUGAGACUGCUAGUUCAUGCGUAAUAUUAGUUUUAAAUAAUUUUUUUGAUGUUUCAUGUUGAAAUUAUUUAGAAUAGGAUUAUUUUAACUCUAAAAACGUUUUUAUUUAUAUUUUUUACAUUUCAGCCUCAACUCUCCCAAAUUGGUGUGAACAUUACCGAGGCCAAGAAGUGCACAGAUUACUACAGCCCCGAAUUCGACGCCACCGUCAAGUGCAUCAAGGAAGAGUUUGCGGACAGCUGUGCCAAGAGUUCAUCCGAAGCCAAACACGAUAUUCAGAAGCGCGACCCCAACACCUUGAAGUUGGCCGUCCUUUCCGAGCUCAACAACUGGAUGACCUACAAUGCUCCACAAAUGAAGUCGACCGUCGUUCAAUCCCUCCAGUUCAUCAUCUGCACCAAGAAAUGCGUUGAUAUCAGAACCUCGAAGUGCUCUGACGGAUUCAACUGUGUAUUGGACCUGCCAUCCGAUCAGGAGGUGAUCAAGGCUGCCAAGACUUGCAUCAGCAACAACUGGACCACCGCCAAGGCUCAGGACUUGUGCCAGUGCUUCUCCCAGGCCGGAUUCCAGAGCUUGGCUCCAGUUUGCCCGAAGAUUCAGAUCGAGCCCGCCAGGACCAGACACAUCCCCAGGAACGUGACUGAGAUGUACUAG
Molecule: messenger RNA, 1459 nt
Organism: Bursaphelenchus okinawaensis
Lineage: Eukaryota; Metazoa; Nematoda; Chromadorea; Rhabditida; Aphelenchoididae
Source: the annotation of a GenBank genome assembly